CAGGAGGCACCACUGCGACCAGCAGUUCCCCUCCACGCAGAGCUUUCUCCAUCUCGUCAUGUGUGCUUCUUCCUCGCCUGAACUCACUUGGCUGAAGGUCUUCUGCUUUGGGUUCUUUCUGGUGCUCCGUGGGGCUGCCGGGCAGUCCGUGGCGUCGCCAAGCUGUCCAUGCCUCGACCAACCCCUUGUGGCGGCGGCACUCGCCCCUUUCUCCAAGGACGGCGGCUACGAAUAUCAGACGUACAGGUGCGCCGGCCACUGCAAUGGGGCCCACUCGUUGUGAUGGCACGGCAUUGUGAAGGACGUCUGUUUGUGUCCUUCAGGUACCCAGGUGACUACGGCGUCAGCUGUGCGACGCACGACAGGCUUCUUCCGCCCUUCUGUGCGAAUGCCGAGGGCGCAGUCCGCAGCGAUGCGCCCACUUGGUGCCAUGACGAGUGGUGCUGGAUUGAUGACAACGACUGCACUCUGCCGCUCAAGUAUCGGUCGGCCUACUUCCCGUCCUCCGGCCUCCACUUCUCCUAUCAGACUUGCGGCAGCACCAAUGGCUCGUGGCAAAGGUGGUUCAAUGAAAGUGCGGCUGAUUUGCGGCCAAUCGAUGAGUUGGCUACAGUUGUGGAAAACUAUAUCUUCUCAAUCCGAAACACAAUCGAGGGCACUCUUGCGGACAUUGACGGAGGCGGUGUGUGCUCCGUGACCUCAUGCAGCUGCCCUACUUGCAGCCAAAUCAUGGGCUCAGCUUGGGGCAGUCAGAGUCUCGACCUCACGGCGACUGUUUUCAAAGACGGCAGCGGAAGCGCUGUCUCACAGCAGUCACGUUGCAUGAGCAACGUCGCCUCAAGCGUCUUUCUACGCAUCGCUGGAAGUGAAUACGAUUCUACCUCUCGUCUUGGGUAUCUUUAUGGCGGCUUCCAGACGGACGGCGCCUACGUUCAGUGGCCGAGAAUGGACUGCUCUGAACUGACCUUUGAUCCACGAUAUCGCCCAUGGUAUGCUUCGGCAUCGACGGGUCCAAAAAAUGUGGUAAUCGUGGUCGACCGAAGUGGAUCGAUGUCACAGCAAAACCGGAUGUGGCUCGCACGCCUUGCAGUGAAGAGCGUUAUCGACACGCUGACCUGGAAAGACAACGCAGCCCUCAUUGCUUUCAAUGACCGUGUCGGGGGGUUCACAAGUGCCGGGAACGGCUUGAUACCAAUGACGGGCGACAACAAAGCGAGCAUGAAGAGUUACGCUGAUGGGCUCGUUGCGAUCGGAGGCACGGACUUUCGACUGCCGCUGGACAGGGCAAUGCAGAUCUUGUCCACGGCCGGCACAGAGGGGGGAUGCAUUAAUGCGGUGCUCUUCAUGACCGACGGUGAAGCGCCCUUCAGCGAUGCAGACUUCAGUGAUAUCAAACAGCGAGCUUCUGCUAAGGGUGCUGCCAUUUUCAGCUAUGCAUUCGGCUCUGGGGCAGCCAGUUAUGUGCCUCGGAGACUUGCUUGCGAAAACCAAGGCGAGUAAAGAGACCUUGACAAGACUUUGCCUCCUUCUAGUCAUUAUAUUUGUCACAUGUCUCCCGUCGUCAGGUGUCUUUCAUCAGGUUGCCGACGGUGGCGACCUAUCCAAUGCCAUGUCGAGCUAUUAUACCUACUUUGCCGCUGGGACAGGCUACCGAGGUGCCAGGUGGAUUCUCUACUCUGAUGCAGUGACUGGAACUGACCUUCUCGCCGCAUGCACCCCGACCUACGAUCCACGGGAGGCGGGCAGCGAGCUCAGCUCUCUUGUCGGCGUGAUGUGCGUGGACGUCAAUGUCAUCGUGAGCCUUGAUGUCUUGCGGCUGCGGAGCGAUUACUCGGCCUUCAUCAGUCGAGUGGAGGCGGACACUGUCCAGUGCACGCCUCUCUUCCAGGGGCUGUCGGGCUCCCUCAAGGAGAGCGCCUUGGAGAAGGUGAGACAACGACUGGCAUCUGCUGGAGCCAGCAGCUGUGAGGGCUUCCUCGACGACACUGACGAUGAUGGCGGGGGAGCCGGCGACGCCAUUUCUGCCGCUGUCGCGAUUCCAAUCGUUGUCGUUGUCACUCUCGGAGGGAUGGGAUGGUUUUAUCGGAGACACAGGAGAAGAAAGCAGAACCAAGUCUGUCAUAUGAUGAACGCUCCUGUUCAUCAACCACAUCCGCCCAUUCAGCCCGCUGCGCAGCAAUACGGAGCUCCAGGAGUGAUUGUCAUGCAGCAGCCACCCCUUCAGCCAGCGCCAGUCCACCAGCAGCCGAUGGUUGUCACGACUUUCCAGCCUCAGCCUCAGACUCCGCCACAGCCGCAGCUGAUUGUGCAGAUGGGAGAGCCUCAGGCUCAGAUACCGAGCCCGAUCCAGAAUUACGCCGCCGACACAUCGGCGCGGCCUCCCGCCUAUUAGCGUCCAUCCGUGAGUAGCAUAGCCCAGGGGCAUGCACAUUAUGCAGAUACCCGUUAGAUACAUACAGGCAUUCGUGUACGUCGGCUUUGCUAAUGGUAGAUCCCGUGUGGGCGAACUAGUGACAUGAAUUAGCACGCAUGCUCUCACAAUCGGUGUGAAUCGGUUUGCACUCGCUGUGCAAGGCGUGAGUGGUGUUUUCUGAGAGGGAGAUGGCAUCCAUGGCAUGAUUUGGUGUGGUGAAGGGGUGGGCAACGUCGUGUGACCUUGCAUGUAUGUAUUGACCGGUAAAGCAGUCUUCCCCC
Molecule: messenger RNA, 2694 nt
Organism: Vitrella brassicaformis
Lineage: Eukaryota; Vitrellaceae
Source: the annotation of a GenBank genome assembly